Cantharellus anzutake is the source of this 1364-nucleotide messenger RNA. RefSeq lists its product as uncharacterized. The coding region runs from base 139 to 1161 and encodes 340 amino acids. The record is from RefSeq and is a predicted model, not a curated record. NCBI's taxonomy places the organism in Eukaryota, Fungi, Basidiomycota, Agaricomycetes, Cantharellales, Hydnaceae. The transcript has a single exon.
UGCCAAGCUUCGAGAUGCGACCAACAGCGCGAUUGAGCAGCAUGUUGAAGCUGAGGUGGAAGGACUACAGUUGAUGGCGAGCUGUUAGCUGCUGAACUGUGGAAGAGCGUAGGAGCCGAGUUCAGAGAAAAUCUCCGAAUGAGUGAUGAACUUAUUAGAUCUCUCACCGUGUUCUUCCUGUCGUUCGGCAAGAUUUUGCGGGACAAUAUUUCAACCCACACUCGAACAGGCUCUGUGGGAUCCAACGAGGACGCUGGCCGCUCCUCUCGGCUGAGUUUGGAAGGCGUGCGACGCCUUCCGGAUGCGGAUAGUCGAGAUGCCGUGGACGAAUGGGGUCGAAGGAAUGCAGGUGGCCGUGGUUCUGACUCCGGUCGACGGAGCUUGGAAAGCCCAGCAAGGAGACUGGAAUUGGGAAUGGAAUCAUAUCCAAGAUCUUCCACCUCCAUGAGUCGCACCAGAGCUGGAUCUCCCGUUCAAAGACCUGGAACGGCCAGUCCUGACCCUAGCCACUCACGAAAAUCGGGCGUUUUCUCCGCUUUCUCGUCAACAUCAAGGAGAUUCUUUACUUCUCGAAAGGGCAUUCAAUCGCCGUCCAUCGGAAAUCCCACAUUAUCCAUGGAGUCGAGCACUUAUGAGUCGCCGACACCUGCCAGACACGUGGAUCCCGAACGAAUGCCAGGACGGUCCAGCUUGGAUUAUGAAAGGUCAACCCUUCCCUCUGAAUCAUCGCAAAAUCGAUCACCUGAACGUAACAGACUGCGAAAGAACAAGACGUCCACUACGUCCAAUGCCACCGUUCGGGGCAGCUCGAUUCUUCCGAGUGUCUCAACUGCCUUGCCAGCGCAGGUGACUAUAACUCCCGCUAUCAACUCGCCCGAAGAGUUCGACCUUCGCUCUGGAUCUUUGAGCAAGGCCCCAGCAACGUCGUCCGAUGAUGACUACAACACUCAUCCACACUACGUCCACCAGGAGCGAGCACAAAGAAAGAGGACGAUUUCAAUAACAUCUGAUAUGGACGAAGACCCAUCUUCGACGCCCAUAAAUACAACAACAACUCGUGUAGACAUGAGAGGAUUAAGACCUAGACAGUCCCCCAAUACUCCUGUCACCACAGGACGAGACAGAGAACGAAGAAGAACGCUCACAGGACUGUUCAGCUGAUCGACUUAUACCCUGUUUUCCUGCCAUUUCUUGAGCGGUAUACAUUGCCUGAGUUCACACUUUUUCCCUGCUUUCGAUGCAUUGACUGCACAUGGCUGAUAAUUUUAUGAGUUUUCUUUUAUUAAUGACUGCAUGCCUUGUUGUUCAUAAUCCGCACCAGUUUAAUUGUACGCCGCACACCACGUUCACUACUGGGGUAUCGC